CCUCACGGGCCCACCGGCGGCGGCGGCGGCGGCGGCGGCGGCGGCGGCGGCGGCAGAGCCCACCGCCCGGGCCCCGAUGAGUAACUCCCGGAAUAACCGGGUGAUGGUGGAAGGGGUCGGGGCCCGGGUGGUGCGCGGCCCGGACUGGAAGUGGGGGAAGCAGGACGGCGGCGAGGGCCAUGUGGGCACGGUCCGGAGCUUCGAGAGCCCCGAGGAGGUGGUGGUGGUGUGGGACAACGGCACCGCCGCCAACUACCGCUGCUCUGGGGCCUACGACCUGCGCAUCCUGGAUAGCGCGCCCACGGGCAUCAAGCAUGAUGGAACCAUGUGUGAUACCUGCCGCCAGCAACCAAUCAUUGGCAUUCGAUGGAAAUGUGCAGAAUGUACAAAUUAUGAUUUGUGCACUGUUUGUUAUCAUGGAGAUAAACAUCAUUUAAGACAUCGCUUUUAUAGAAUUACUACACCAGGAAGUGAGCGGGUUCUGUUAGAGUCUCGUAGAAAAUCUAAGAAGAUUACAGCCAGAGGGAUCUUUGCAGGUGCCAGAGUGGUACGAGGAGUGGACUGGCAGUGGGAAGAUCAGGAUGGAGGAAAUGGACGUAGGGGAAAGGUAACGGAAAUCCAGGACUGGAGCGCAUCAAGCCCACAUAGUGCAGCAUAUGUUCUCUGGGAUAAUGGUGCUAAGAACCUUUACAGAGUUGGCUUUGAGGGCAUGUCUGAUCUCAAGUGUGUCCAGGAUGCCAAAGGAGGUUCUUUCUACAGAGAUCACUGCCCUGUGCUAGGUGAGCAGAAUGGCAACAGGAAUCCUGGUGGAUUGCAGAUUGGUGACCUGGUGAAUAUAGAUCUUGACCUAGAAAUUGUACAGUCUUUGCAGCACGGUCAUGGAGGAUGGACUGAUGGCAUGUUUGAGACUUUAACUACAACUGGAACUGUUUGUGGCAUUGAUGAAGAUCAUGACAUUGUAGUACAGUAUCCAAGUGGCAAUAGGUGGACCUUCAAUCCUGCCGUUCUCACUAAAGCAAACAUUGUCCGAAGUGGGGAUGCUGCUCAAGGUGCAGAAGGAGGUACCUCACAGUUUCAAGUGGGUGAUCUUGUACAAGUUUGUUAUGAUCUGGAAAGAAUCAAACUUCUACAGAGAGGACAUGGAGAAUGGGCUGAAGCUAUGCUCCCAACUUUAGGUAAAGUUGGCCGAGUACAGCAGAUUUAUUCAGACAGUGAUUUAAAGGUGGAAGUUUGUGGAACAUCUUGGACAUACAAUCCAGCAGCAGUUUCCAAGGUGGCAUCUGCUGGAUCAGCCAUUAGCAAUGCAUCUGGUGAAAGACUCUCCCAACUCUUGAAGAAAUUAUUUGAAACCCAAGAAUCUGGUGACCUCAAUGAAGAAUUAGUUAAGGCUGCUGCCAAUGGAGAUGUUGCUAAAGUGGAAGAUUUGCUAAAAAGACCAGAUGUGGAUGUAAAUGGACAAUGUGCUGGUCACACAGCUAUGCAAGCUGCUAGUCAGAAUGGACAUGUUGACAUUUUGAAGUUACUUUUGAAGCAAAAUGUGGAUGUAGAAGCAGAGGAUAAAGAUGGAGAUCGAGCUGUUCACCACGCAGCUUUUGGAGAUGAAGGUGCUGUUAUAGAAGUACUGCACCGGGGCAGUGCUGAUUUGAAUGCUCGCAACAAGCGCCGACAGACACCACUUCAUAUUGCUGUUAAUAAGGGCCAUCUUCAGGUUGUGAAGACUUUAUUGGACUUCGGCUGUCAUCCUAGUCUCCAGGAUUCUGAAGGUGAUACCCCUCUUCAUGAUGCAAUAAGUAAGAAACGUGAUGACAUCCUGGCAGUUCUUCUAGAAGCUGGAGCAGAUGUUACCAUUACAAACAAUAAUGGAUUUAAUGCUCUGCACCAUGCAGCACUAAGAGGAAAUCCCAGUGCAAUGCGUGUUUUACUGUCUAAAUUACCAAGACCAUGGAUUGUGGAUGAGAAGAAAGAUGAUGGUUAUACUGCCUUGCAUCUGGCUGCCCUUAACAAUCAUGUAGAAGUGGCUGAACUGUUGGUACAUCAGGGUAAUGCGAACCUCGAUAUCCAGAAUGUGAACCAGCAAACUGCCCUUCACCUUGCUGUUGAACGACAGCACACCCAGAUUGUGAGGCUUUUGGUCCGUGCAGGUGCCAAAUUAGAUAUUCAGGAUAAAGAUGGGGAUACUCCUUUGCACGAAGCUCUGAGGCACCAUACCUUGUCUCAGCUACGUCAACUCCAAGAUAUGCAGGAUGUGGGGAAGGUUGAUGCUGCAUGGGAGCCAUCCAAAAACACAUUAAUAAUGGGACUUGGUACCCAGGGGGCGGAGAAGAAGAGUGCAGCAUCUAUUGCCUGUUUUUUGGCUGCCAAUGGUGCUGACCUUAGCAUUCGAAAUAAGAAAGGUCAAUCGCCGCUUGAUCUCUGUCCUGAUCCAAGCCUCUGCAAAGCACUGGCAAAGUGUCAUAAGGAAAAAGUCAGUGGUCAAGUGGGUUCUCGAAGUCCUUCCAUGAUUAGUAAUGAUUCUGAAACCUUAGAAGAGUGCAUGGUGUGCUCAGAUAUGAAGAGAGAUACUCUUUUUGGCCCAUGUGGACAUAUUGCUACCUGUUCUUUGUGUUCUCCACGAGUCAAGAAAUGCCUCAUCUGUAAAGAACAAGUUCAGUCAAGGACAAAGAUUGAAGAAUGUGUGGUAUGCUCUGACAAGAAAGCAGCUGUUCUUUUUCAACCUUGUGGACACAUGUGUGCUUGUGAGAACUGUGCUAGCCUGAUGAAGAAGUGUGUGCAGUGCCGGGCAGUAGUUGAACGAAGAGUGCCUUUCAUUAUGUGUUGUGGAGGGAAAAGUUCAGAAGAUGCCACUGAUGACAUCUCAAGUGGAAAUAUUCCUGUGUUACAAAAGGACAAGGAUAAUACCAAUGUCAAUGCAGAUGUGCAAAAGUUGCAACAGCAGUUACAGGACAUUAAGGAGCAGACCAUGUGCCCUGUAUGUUUGGAUCGUUUGAAGAAUAUGAUUUUCCUCUGUGGCCAUGGAACGUGUCAGCUCUGUGGAGACCGAAUGAGUGAAUGUCCUAUUUGUCGCAAGGCUAUUGAGCGAAGGAUUCUUUUGUAUUAAUUAAGAAACUCAGUGUGUUUUGUUAGCUAAAGUAUUUGGUCAUGAGCUCUUAGUGAAGCUGUUAAGCUAGUUGGACGUUCUAAUGAACUAAUUUUUAAUAUCAUAGUUUCUUUCCUAGAGUGUAAUUAGACUGUAAAUGUAUCAGAACAAAAAAAAAAACCUCUAUAAGACAGUGUUUGAAGUUGUGGUUUUUGUUUUUGUUUCUUUUAAUUUGAAACAUCAAAUCCAUAUAAUUCAUAGGUAAUUUACUUGUCACUUCUAAGGGGAAAGUCCUUUAAGAAUGUCCUGUUAUUUUUGUUUUUAUUGCAUUUUUCUUAUAGUUUGUAAAUUUGUUAGACCUCAAGAAAUGUAGAUCCUGAUGAUCAGCUGUCCUUCAGUUUAUUGUGAUUUUACACAGUUGACACAGGUACUCAGAAAAGUCAUGCAUCAAGUGAACAGGGCAAGUCAAACCAUUAUGCCGCAUAUAUUAAAUGACAAAAUUAUAAUAUGAGUUUUACAUAGUUAAUAUUGAAGAUAAGAUUAUCUGAAGAGAGGAUUAUCUUUUUAAGAUAAAAAGUUAUGCAAAUGAUUGUUUCUGAAUUCUUACAGUAAAUGGAAGCAUGGAAUGAGAGAGUAGUGACUUUGCAUUUAGCUUAAUUUAUAGACUUAAAAAGAAAAUUGUUAAACUUGAAUCAAAUUGCCAGUUUCAGAAUGAUUGACAUGAAAAGGAAGAAUAAGCAGUCACAGUGGGGAACUGAGGUGGGGGAAAGUGGCCAAUGAAAGAGUACCUUUUAACUGACCAUUAACAGUUGCCUUUCCUGUAUUAAUUUAUACACUGUUCUGUUUAGCCAGCCUUUAAAAAAAAAAAAAAAGUGUAUGAAAAGUGUACCUCAGUUUUCCCUGUGGUCACUUAUCCAGGCUUGACCUGACCAGUGAAAUGAUACUGCCCUAUUUGGGCUCUGAGGUUGCAUGUUGCUUUUCUCAUGUACUGAGUAGUACCCCAGUGAUCUGAGAAGGGGUAGUGCAUUGUCUCAAGGCAACAAUCUUUUUUUUGUUCCUGUUGAUUCUGACAGUGUUACUGGUUCUACCUACAUCGUAAGCCCUCCUUCCAUUUUCUUUCAGUUGCUAAGACUUGUUAUAAAGAAAACACUCUUUAUCUACAAAUGAGGAUAUUAUUUAAAUUGCCAACAGUAUCCAAGACAUAGUAAGUAACCUAAUAAUAAAUACUUUAGAAAGAGUGACCAGGACAUUUACAGAAAUAUGUCUGAUUAUCUGCAGUUUUUCCUUUAACUCAAACUUUUGAUUCUAGAGCAUCUAAUCAUUUUCUGCCCUUUAAAUGAGUAAUGUUACUCUGUCUAGGAUGAAUAUACAUAUAAAUAAGUGUUUUGAGGUCAUUGCUGCUAGAUUAUAAAAAUAUCACCUGUUUACAAUGGUGUCUACUAUAUACUGUGUAUAAGCUUACUCCUAAGGAUAGUUAUCUUGUAGCUUUUUCUUUUCUUUUUUUCUUUUGAUUCUGGUUAUUCCUUCCUUCCUUCCUUCUUGCCUGCCUGCCUGCCUUC
Lynx canadensis (Canada lynx) is the source of this 4635-nucleotide messenger RNA. It is a transcript of the gene MIB1, whose product is annotated as mindbomb E3 ubiquitin protein ligase 1. The record is from RefSeq and is a predicted model, not a curated record. Gene Ontology annotation, cellular component: cytoplasm. The coding region runs from base 77 to 3097 and encodes 1006 amino acids. The transcript has 21 exons. Lineage: Eukaryota; Metazoa; Chordata; Mammalia; Carnivora; Felidae. Gene Ontology annotation, molecular function: protein binding; zinc ion binding; ubiquitin-protein transferase activity. Gene Ontology annotation, biological process: protein ubiquitination.